AUGUGGAGACUGAAAGUUAUUAACGGGUGUAGUAAUAACGAUGAUGUCCUGCUCCCUUUAGUUCCCCAGACAUCACUGUUACUCCCAUUCUAUUCCCAAUGGCGAGAUGAGGAUGAGGAUAGACACAAGACAAGUGAACGCAUAGAAGCAGAACGUUUAGCAGAAGAAGAAAAACGUCAACGAAAUCAUAAAAAGAAUAAAAAACGAGGGAAAAAGAAAUCCAACGAGUCAACAACAUCAAUAACAACAUCAUCAACAUCUAAUCGUUAUCGUAUAGCUGUUAAGGAUUGGCUGCAGAAGAUACCACAUGUAGCCUUUGGUCGACAUACACAAUUACCAGAGGCGUGUCGAUUACGACAUGUUUGUGUGAGUCGACUUCAUUGCCGUGUGGUGUAUGUAAGUGAUGCGGCCAUUCAUAAAGUUAUUCUUUCUAUUUAUCCACCUGCUAAGCAGAGAUUCGUCAAUGGCACACAGGCAAAGACUAUGAAUAAUGGGCAUACUAGUAAUCAUUAUAAAGAUAAUAGUGAUAAUAAUAAUAGUGAUAAGAGUAAGAUCAUAGAUAUUGACAGUAGUCGUGGAAGUAGUAUGAGCAACGACAGCAACAGUAGUAGUAAAGAUAUACAUAUGAAGAAGAAUAAUAAUAAUAAUAAUAAUAAUAAUAAUAAUAAUAAUAAUAAUAAUAAUAAUAAUAAUGGAAAAGAUGAGAAUGGAAGUGAAAAGGAUCAUGAUGAUCCAAGUGUAUUUCAUGGACCACAUUACCGUCUUGUUAACUGUGGGUGUAAUCCACUUUAUGUAAAUGAUACUCCACUACCAUGGGGUGAAAGUCGUUGUUUACAUGAAAAUGAUGUGGUGGCCUUUUUGGAAAAUCCCUUUGAUGAAGAAGGGGGAGUUUUACAACCACUUCGUCCAGAGGAUAUUAAUCAUAGUAAUAAUAAUAAUAAUGAUAAUAAUAAUAAUAGUGAUAGUGAUAGUGAGAAGAGUGUAACUGUGACGCUUAGUGGAGAGAAGCGGGAAGCGUUGCCAUUCACAUCAUUCUCCUCAUCGUUGUUAUUAUCAUCCUCAACAACAGCAACAUCAACAGCACGUGUAUUGUUUAAUCAAAUGCGUAAUGAUAAUAAUAAUAAUAAUAAUAAUAAUGAUAAUAAUAAUAAUCAUCAUCAUUCUAGUAGUAGUAUUAAUGGGAAUAUGGAAAAUCCAAUCAUAGAAACAAGAAGAAUAGGAGUUGAAGAACCGAUAUCAUCUCAACAAGAAGAAGAAAAGAAUAUAUUCCCUGUAUUUGUAGAGGUAAAUGGUAAACGAAUUGCACGUUAUCGGCCUCUUUAUAUACCGCCUGUACUUCAACAACAACAACAACAACAACGGCAGCAAACAAUAAUAGAAGGAACACCGUUAAAACAAAAUAAUAUUUCUCUUCUUGUAGGGCAUAAUCGCCUUUUGGGUGAUAAAUUCAAAGAAGAAGAAGAAAAUAAUAAUAAUAAUAAUAAAUUGUAUGGGUGUAGUGAUGUCCUCACACCAUCGCCAAGAAAGCAAUCCUUCUAUUACUCACCCCAACAACAAGAAAAUAAUAAUAAUAAUAAUAAUAAUAAUAUAAAUAAUAAUAUUAAAGAAGAAGAGGAAAGUGUAGAGAAUGAUUACGUAGAUAUUGUGGGAGAUGUGGUCUCUCCACUGCAGCAGCGAUUAGUGCCAUCCCGACGUCGUAGUGUCGGUCUCUCGGCAACACCCGAUGGAAAUUAUCAUGAUAACCAUCUGUAUAUUAAUAAUAAUUAUAAUAGUAAUAAUAACGCUGAGUGUGAGGAACCGCCGUUUAAUGUCAUCUCCGCACGUCUGCCGGUGUAUGUGUUUGCAAGGCGGAGUCCAAGUCCGGUGGAGUUUACCCGCCAAGCCCACACCAUUGGCCGUUUAAAUCCACACAAAAAAGAAAAUGAAGAAGGAAAAAAUGAAGAAAGUAAAGAAGAAAAAGUGGGGAAUAAAAGGCGAGAUCGUAGUGAAGAAAUGACAGAAUGGGUUCAGGAAGAUGGAAAAGAAAUAUCAACAACAUCAACAAAGUUAACAUCUGCAGGAGGAACGGCAACUUCUAAUAAUAGUAAUAAUAAUGGACGGCGUAAACGUGGAAGACCACCGGGUAAAAAACGGCGAUUAUAA
Trypanosoma theileri is the source of this 2142-nucleotide messenger RNA. RefSeq lists its product as uncharacterized. Lineage: Eukaryota; Euglenozoa; Kinetoplastea; Trypanosomatida; Trypanosomatidae. The transcript has a single exon. The record is from RefSeq and is a predicted model, not a curated record. The coding region runs from base 1 to 2142 and encodes 713 amino acids.